UAUAGAAAAUUCUAAUAAGAAAGAAUAAUUUAUUUUGUGUUAUAUAAUAUUAAUCUAUGGUCGAGAAGUGAGGUUAGGGUAUUCUAAGAUUGGAAAAGCAGUUGUGUAGUUGAGAUUGUUGAGGUUGAGAUGUAAAUUGCGAGUUGAGAAUAAAACCUUUUAUUUUAUUAGUCUUUAUUAUAUUAUUGAGUUGAGAAAAAUAUAUAAAGCUAACAAAUCAGAAGUGGGAUAUAUCGAAAAAUAUCUGCGUGAGAAAACCGAUUGUGAAACUGUGAAGAAGAUACAUUGAGAAAACUGAAGAACAUGGCAUCUCAGAAUGAAGAACACGUUGUGGUAAGAGAAGAGGAUUUUGAAAAUUUCCAAAGAAACUUUAAUGAAGAACGAUCAACAAACGAAAAUAUGAAUGCUGAUCAACCUCAGACAUCCAAACCAGAUUUAAUGAGUGCUAUUAUGACUUUGAUUAAUCAGAAUACCAUGUUGAUGAACACGAUGAUGCAACAGCAGAAUUUGAAUAGAAGUACUCCACAAAAUUACCAUGUCAUGCCUGAUCUGAGUAAAACUAUCGAGAAUUUCAACGGUGAAGAUGGACCUCAUCAAGCACAGGUGUGGAUAACCAAAUUAGAGACGACUGCAACACUUCAUAAAUGGCCUGAAGAAUUCAUAUUUGAGACAGCCAGAAGUCAUCUUAUUGGAGCAGCUAAGUAUUGGUAUGAAGGUAGGGUUGAAUCUAUUACAAAUUGGACUGAAUUCAGUAGAAGUUUCAAAAAGACAUUUUUAUUCAUCAAGUCUAAAACAGAAAAAUGGAACGAAAUGCAAAAACGAGUACAGCUACAUAGAGAAAGUAUUAAUGUUUAUUUUCAUGAGAAAGUUUCUUUAUGUAAACAAUUGAAUUUAGAUUUUGACGAAAUUAAAGAGCAAGUCAUUAUAGGAUUGUUAUCGAAAGAGUUGAGCCAAUUUUUGAUGAGCCAAAAUCAUGUAGAUGAAGAUGAAUUAUUAGGUGAUAUUAUCAAUUACAAUCGUAUAGUUAGUGCUAGAAUAGAAAAAGCUAGAGAGAAAAGACCAAAAUUCGAAUUUAAAGAGAAAACCCAAAAUGAUGUAGUAACAAAACCAAAGGUUGAAACGGAAAGCAAACCAAGAAUGACAUCGAAGGAAGUAAAAUGUUAUAAUUGUUCAGAAAUGGGACACUUUUCUUAUAAUUGUACAAAACCCAAAAGAGAAAUCAAAUGUUUAAGAUGCAAUGAAGUAGGUCAUACACCAAAAUAUUGUAAAAAACCCAGGAAUUUUGAGAAACCAGAAAUUAAAAUUUUAGGUUCUGUGAGUCCUUGCAACAAAUACAUAAAGAAAGUUAAAAUUAGUAACGAAGAGUAUAUGUCAAUGAUAGAUUGUGGUAGUUCAGACUGUACCAUUAAAGCUACAGCUGCCAUAAAAGGAAAAUUUAGAAUAACGAUUCAAGAUUGUGAAUUAAAAGGAUUUGGCAAUGAGACACAAAGUAUUGUUAAAUCAUGUGGAAUAAUAGUAGAGUCAGUAGAGAUUGAUGGAGUUAAAGCAGAUAAUGUAUCGUUCAGGAUAGUACCAGAUGAUGUACAGCCUAUAGAUAUAAUAAUAGGUAGAAAUUUCACCGAAUUGAGCCAUAUCAUUUAUUAUAAGAUUGAUGACAGAUUUAAUUUUGCAUAUAAAGAUCAUCUCCAGGAUAUAUUUAUCAACCAGGAGCAAAAUCAGACUAAAGAAAUUAAAAUUGCAGAAAAUACCAGAUUUCCUCAGAGAAGUAUUAAUUUCAUUAAUGCACAUAUGGAGAACGAGGACUACAUUCUACCUAUCAUGAACAAGAGUGAUGUUGAAGAGAAGGUUGGUAAUGAGAAAGAAUUCGAGAAGAUCAUGAACAUCGAGACUGUAGAACCUGUAGAGACUAGGAACAACGAAGAAGUGACUAUGGACGAAAUUGUAGUAGGAUCGGAGGUGACACAUGAGCAGAAAACUGAGCUGUGGAAUAUUUUAAAUCGGCAUAGAGAAGUGAUAGCUAAGAACAUACAUGAAAUCGGAAAAACGGACCUGAUCGAAAUGGAUAUUGAAGAAAAACCAGAAAGUAGACCUGUUAUGUGUAAACCAUAUAAGACAACUCAAGAAGAACGAGAGAAAAUCAGAGAAAUUGUUGGAGAAUGGAAGGAAGCUGGCAUUGUAACUGAAACGAAUUCCCCAUAUGCUUCACCAGUACUAUUAGUCAAGAAGAAAACAGGUGAGCACAGACUAGUUGUAGAUUAUAGAAGAUUGAACUGUCAGACAGAAAGAAUUAAUUUUCCUAUACCAAAUUUUGAUGAGAUUUCUGAAGUUUUAGUAGGAGCCAAGCUGUUUGUAACGCUAGAUCUUGCCCAUGGAUAUUUACAGAUACCUCUAGCAGAAAAAGCCCAGCACAAAACAGCAUUCAUUACCCCAGAUGAAACCGGUCAGUUUACCAGAGCUAUGUUUGGUUUGAUGAACGCUCCAUUUUAUUUUGCCAAACUUAUGCAUUCAAUAUUUGGACCUUAUCAGAACAAAUUAGUAAUAUUUUAUUUGGAUGAUAUCUUAAUUCCUGCAGAUAAUUGGACAGAACUGAUGGACAGAUUAGAACUAGUGUUGAAACUGUUGAAAGGAGCAAAAUUAACUUUAAAAUUACCGAAAUGUGAAUUUGGAAAGAAUGAGAUAAAUUAUCUAGGGUUUGUUAUAUCUUCCAGAGGAUUACAGCCAGGACCGAGAAAGCUGGAAGCAAUUUUUAAUUACCCCAGACCUUGUAAUAACCACGAAAUUAAAAGAUUUUUAGGACUUGUUGGAUUUUUUAGGAGAUUCAUUCCAAAGUUUGCCUUGAUAGUCGAACCAUUGAGCAGAUUAUUGAAGAAGGAAAGCAGAUUUUAUUGGGACGAGGAACAGGAGAAAAGUUUCACAGAGGUAAAAUCAAUUCUAAUGAAAGAACCUGUGUUACAGAUAUUCAAUCCAAAAGCUAGAAGAACCGAGUUACACACUGAUGCUUGUAAGGAUGGGUUAGCUUCAAUUUUACUCCAAUCUGAUGAAACAGGAAAAAUGAAAAUGGUAUACGCAGUUAGCCGAAAGACAACUGACGCAGAGAAAUCAUAUCAUUCAUCAAAAUUAGAACUGUUAGCGAUCAUAUGGUCAAUUGAAAGACUUAGAUUUUUAUUGUUGCCAAUUAAAUUUACAGUUGUUACAGAUUGUCAAGCACUAUGUUACCUGAAUAAGAAUAAGACCAACAAUAGUCAGAUAAUCAGAUGGUGCAAUACACUUAGUGAGUACGAUUUCGAAAUUAGAUACAAACCAGGAGAAAUAAUGCAACAUGUGGAUGCACUAUCACGAGCACCAACAGAAGAACCAAAUGGAAAUGUAGAAGACCUAAUUAAUGAUAAAUUUUCAGUUUAUUCAAUUAUAUCCAGAGAAGAAGAAAUUCUGUUGACCCAAAGGACUGAUGACAAUUUGAGUAGGAAAAUCAGAAUUUUAAAAAUGAAACCAUACGAAAGAACCAAAGCAGAAAAUGGUGAAGUUGAAAGCUACAUUUUGAAGAAUAAGAUAUUAUACAAGAUUGCGAAGAAACACGAUGAAGAAAAUCACUUAUAUGUUGUACCAGCGACAAUGAGAAAAUCAAUAUUAAUCAAGUAUCACGACUUAGAUGGACAUGGAGGAUUAGACAGAACUUUAGAAAAGAUACAGAGAUACUAUUAUUUCCCAGGAAUGAGAAAGUAUGUAUCAAAUCAUUUGAGAAUGUGUCUAGAAUGUAUUUUAGCCAAACAUAAAGUAGGAAAACAGGAAGGUUACUUGAAUCCAAUACCCCCCGGGAAGAGACCAUUUGAAGUGGUACAUUGUGACUAUUUGGGACCCUUUGUGACCAGCAGUAAAGGAAACAAAUAUAUUUUAGUUAUAAUCGAUAACUUGACAAAAUAUGUACAAUUGGAGAUUGCUAAAAACAUUAAUACAACAACUACGAUAACAAGACUUGGAAAGUUCAUUGAUAAGUUCGGUGCACCAAUUAGACUGAUAACGGAUAGAGGAACUUGCUUUACAUCCAAGAAAUUUGAAGAAUUUUGUAACAAUCAUGGCAUAAGACACACCUUGAACUCCAGCAGGCACCCACAAGCGAACGACAAUGAAGGUAGAGAUUGGGACCAAGUGGUUAAGAAAAUCGAGAAACAGAUGAAUACUUCAGUUAAUAAGACCACAAAUAAAACUCCCUUUGAAGCAUUAUAUGGAUACUUACCUAGAUUCAAUGAUGGACUUAUGAGAACAUUGACAGAAGAAAAUGAACAUUAUAGACCACCACAAGAAAUCCAAGAAGAAAUUCAAGAGAAGAUUAGGAAUGAACAAAACAAGACCAAAAGCAGAUACGACAAACAUAGACAUGCAGGUAUAAAAUACCAAGUUGGAGAUAUUGUUUAUAUGAAAGCAAAUCGAGCCAGUACAGGAGAAUCUACGAAAUUACAAAGAAGAUUCAAAGGACCUCUAGUGAUUACCCAAGUAUUACCAUCAGAUACCUAUAGAGUGACAAACUUAGAAGACAAACAAGACCAGACGAGAACUACAGCACAUGUGAGUCAGCUUAAAUUAUGGAAAAACUACGACUGCGAUGAAGAUGUAUGCCACGAUGAAGAAGACGUAGAGAGCGAACGAGAACCAAGGAAGAAGAAAGAAGACCCAGAAGAGAACAAGAAAGAAAACCGGAAGGAAGUCCCUAUAGUAAACCAAGAUGAAGACCAAGAACCAAAUGAUGACGUACACAGAGGACGAGAAGUUAGAAGAAGAAGACCACCGAAAUAUUUGCAAGAUUAUUUGCUCAUAUGCUGUAAGCAACCAGCUAACCUGAUAAUGCUCAAAGCUUUGUCAGUUGAUCUAGGCAAUUUGUUUAUUUCUCCUACUGCAAAUAGCUGCAUAUACAGUUUUAUCUCAAACUCCAUCAUGAAGAGAUUUAGUGUUGCACAGCGUGUGAAAAUAGUUAGCAAUUACUAUCAGAGUCACGAAUGUAUGGUUCACACAUUGAAAGCAUUAGAAAGUUGCAAUAUUGGUCAAAUUUCUCAAUCAGAAAUUCGAGAUAUUGUUUCGUUGUUUGAAGCUACAGGUAGUGUUCAUGAUAACAUCAGUUAUGAAUCCACCAAAAAGCGAAAAGCCAGUGAAGAUACUACAGAUACAUUCUAUUCAUUUGAACCACAACAACAAAAUCACGCUAAAAUGGCCAAACUCUCUAGUUCUUUCAUGAAAGAUGGAGACUAUGUGGUAGUGUAUACAGAUGGAGCUUGUGAAAAUAAUGGAAAACCAUCAGCAAAAGCUGGAAUAGGAGUUUGGUUUGGCGAUAAUCAUCCAAUGAAUGUAUCAAGACCUGUUGUAGGUCGAGCCACAAAUAAUACUGCAGAAAUUCAAGCUUGUGUAAUUGCUCUAGAAAUUCUUCAUCGUGAAGGUGUUGAAAAAGUUAAAUUGAAGACAGAUUCGCAAUUCACUAUUAGCUGCAUAACCCAGUGGAUAAAAAAAUGGAAAAAGAAUAAUUGGAAAUUGAGUACUGGUGGAGAUGUGAAAAACAAAACCGAUUUAAUAAAAUUGGAUGAUAUUCAAAACAAAAUGGUGCAUGUUGACUGGGUACAUGUUCGAGGCCAUGCAGGUGAAAAAGGAAAUGAAGAAGCAGAUAAACUCGCAAGAAAUGGUGCACUUUUGUAUAAAAAAAAUUAAAUUAUUUUGAAAUAAUGUGAAGUUUUUGAAAAUCAGAAAUGAAAAUAUUUUUUGGUCAUGCUCAUUCAAUAAUACAAAACUGAGCAUUAAUGUGAAUUAGUAAAAAGUUUUGAUAAAAAGACCAAUUUCACCCAAAAUAAACCAAUAAUGUUUUUUUCCUAUGAUAAAUAACAAUAAAAUACAAUUGAUAUGA
Molecule: messenger RNA, 5884 nt
Organism: Harmonia axyridis
Lineage: Eukaryota; Metazoa; Arthropoda; Insecta; Coleoptera; Coccinellidae
Product: transposon Ty3-G Gag-Pol polyprotein
Exons: 5
Coding region: 304-5691 (1795 amino acids)
Biological process (GO): DNA integration
Molecular function (GO): RNA-DNA hybrid ribonuclease activity; zinc ion binding; nucleic acid binding
Source: RefSeq, a predicted model, not a curated record